Molecule: messenger RNA, 2371 nt
Organism: Magallana angulata
Lineage: Eukaryota; Metazoa; Mollusca; Bivalvia; Ostreida; Ostreidae
Product: nucleoporin 88-like
Exons: 15
Coding region: 18-2189 (723 amino acids)
Biological process (GO): ribosomal small subunit export from nucleus; protein import into nucleus; ribosomal large subunit export from nucleus
Cellular component (GO): nuclear pore
Molecular function (GO): structural constituent of nuclear pore; protein binding
Source: RefSeq, a predicted model, not a curated record
CAAGACUAUUUAUAAACAUGGCGGGUGUUGACAAUUGGCGCACAUGUUUAAAUGAACUGAAAAUAUUUAAACAACUGCGAGAAAACAAUUGCACAGAUUCAAUUCAGAAGAGAAAACUUCAUUCAAAGAGUCUGGUUCAAGUUUUGGACAGCGAUGUAUAUGUUUGGGAUGGAUAUGCCGCGCAACUCUUGAAUUACAAUCUCAAAAAUUUUUCGGAUUCUCCCGACAAGAAAUCACGAUCUCAGUCUCUUUUAUGUACUGAUCCUCCAAGGUUUGAUGUUGAUGGGAUUGAUUUCAACCAAUCGAAAAGUUUUCUAGCCAUAUGGGGAAGCUCAGGAGUUAUGGUUUUGGAAAUGCCUCAAAGAUGGGGAAAGUAUUCCGAAUUUGAGGGAGGGAAACCAGCAGUAACAUGCAAAACAACCAGCGUCGCAGAACAUUACUUUACAAGUCACAGAAGUGUCCAGCUUCUACAGGUGGCUUGGCAUCCAGGCAGCGAAACCGAUUCUCACAUGACACUCCUCACAUCCGACAACCUCCUCAGUACAUAUGAUUUGAGGGAGCCAGAUGUUCCUAUUCACACUGUGACGCUUGGUGACUCCCUGCAGGACCUGACAGAUUCUCCCUCCAAAACCUCGUACAGAGCUGCUCUAGGCGAUGUAGCAGCAUCUUUUGACUUUGGCCCUCCAGUGGAACUCAAAAGAAAGAACCGGUUCCAUUCCACACUUACUAGUCCUGAUGUGGUGUGGCCUGCUUACAUUGUGUUUGGAAAUGGUGAUGUUGUCAUUGCAUACACAGACCUGUCCCCAGACCCUUCAAGCAUCCAGAAGCUGAGUCUCCAGGGGCCUCUAGUGAUGCUCCCUCCUGCCGAGGACAACUAUGGGGUAGAUGCCUGUUCUAUCGCUGUCCUAGGGACGGUUCCCUCGGUGCUAGUGAUUGGGACCAGGGACGGAAAGCUACACCAUUGUCUAGUGAUGCAGUCUAGCCUUGAGGACACCAAUCUUCAGUCAGAGACUCAAUCCAUGAUCUCCACGGAUACCAGCUUGCUGUAUGAGGCCCCGGAUGAUGUCUCCCUCUAUGUUUACGAGAGUGUAGAACUCGAACUUUCCCUCACAACCACCUCUUUGAAAACUGAGGAGUUCAUAGAAGACACCUUUACCUGUCCAAUCAAAAUAAUCAAAGACCCCAUGGCUCCUGACCGAUAUCACUGCAUUCACUCAGCUGGCGUCCACACCAUUGUGUUACCAUGGAUACAAGAAUAUCAAAAGUUUUUUGCAGAUAACGUAGGUGAGAAUGUACCUGAGCAAGAAGACUGCAUUGUUGAGCACCUGAUCUGUACUAAACCACUCCCAUCCAGUCCGGUGGCCCCGGUGCUGGGAUUGGGCCUGGUGAGGGGACUAUCAGUGGAGCCCUCCCUACUGACCUUGACCUGGGACUAUGAACUUGUGUCCCUCCCCCUGUGUCCAAGUAGGUACAGAGACAGUGCUGGACCUUUACACACUGACGAAGAUCCGACCACAAUCGAAUCGCCAUUACGUCGUUUGAGUAGGGAGCCAUUCGAUUUAUACAUUAAGAAAAUUCUGCAACGCAAUGUUACCAACCCAAAGCUGAAAUUUGACAAGAAAACAGAAAUAUCUCAGCAAGAAUGUUUUCAGCUCUUGACACGUGCCACACAAGUUUUCAGAGAAGAGUAUCUUCAGAAGCAAGAACAUGCUCAACAGGAGAUACAGAAAAGGACAAGAAUGCUGAGAAGUCUGAGGGCCCAGCAGGAGGGGGAUGUCCGGAGUCUGGAGGAGUCCCGGAAUCGUGUCCGGAACAUGGCAGAGAGUCUUGCCACAAAGUACAGCGACUGUCAAGACAAACAGGAGGAGAUACUCCAGAGAAUUGAAGAGGUAAUGAGAAGAUUACAAGAAAAGAUGCCAAUGAUGUCAGAAGCUGAGAGAGGAAUGAAGCGAGAGCUAGAAACUAUGGAGGAGCAGCUGGAAAUAUACAAAAGAUCUCUAGAUCAGUUGAAGAUCAAACAGGAUUAUCAGAGGAGGCAGAUAUCACAGACUCCUAACAGACAACUCUCAAGUCCAAGUCUUAAGUCAGGUCAACUCAAGCAGCUACGGGAGGUUCUCCAACAAGAGGGAGAUGAUUUAGGCAAUUUAUUGAAAAGAGUCAACUCAUUAAAACUGGAGGCUGGAGUUUGAUAACUAAACAUGUACCAUUGCAGCAAUAGACAUUGUGAAAAUUGUUGACUUGGAGUUGCUUCCCAUGCACUGCAGUUUGGCAGGACCAGAAAAUAAAGACAACUCAGAAAUCUAGUGCAUAUGUAUAUGUAUUUGUUAUAUGUGAUUUUGUUGUUAAAUAAAUAAACAAUACUUAAAAAAUA